AUGGGGGACCCUGCAAAAGCAUUGGAGGCCUUCGAGAUGCAGCAGGCACUGCGUGAUCUGGAGACAGUGCUUGCAGAAGCUCACGAGGACGGCAGUGGUAUUGCAGGGUGGGAAGCAGCAUGGAAGGCUCUGGAGGUGCUAGAGGCUACAUUGCAAACAGAAAUGCGAUACAUCUACGGGCCAGAUUGGGAGAUCAAGCCCGGAAAGCUUGUCUCAAGGAAAGGUACUUGGUUGAAGUCGACUGCUCGGUUCUCAUGGGAGCUUUCAGAGGGAAAGGGGGAGAAGAUGUACUUGCCAUGUGGUGUGGCUAUGCCAAUCCUUCAAAUCGGAAGGGUCACUGAUCCGGAGGAGUUGAAGCUGCAUGAUUGGGUUUGUCAGCACUUGAGAGUAUGGAUGAAGCCUGACAUUGUCAGAACAGUCCAGGCGAGGCAUGGCAUUUGGUUUGUCUAUUGGCAUCACUUCGAGGACCGUGGCCUGACCAUUAUCCCUAUGGAGGAUACAUGGUUAAAGCGGAGCUGCCAGAUGAGCGGCGAGCUGCAACCCUUUGAGCUCAUCUACGUGCCUCGAGGUGUUCCAAUCUACCUCUCCAAACGAGCUGAAAUCGUUGACGAGGAGUGGGAGCGAGCUCGGCAUCAGCAUGUCCAUUUGCACCGCAAGGUGAUGUUGGCAUCUCCUCCAGUCACCGUCAAGCAGGAGCAACAUGAGAUUUUGGUCAGGCAACGUGAUAGCCCCCUGCCAGUGAAGCUGCUUCAGCCAUGA
Molecule: messenger RNA, 759 nt
Organism: Durusdinium trenchii
Lineage: Eukaryota; Dinophyceae; Suessiales; Symbiodiniaceae
Source: the annotation of a GenBank genome assembly